AUGCGGGCCCGCCCGCAACCGGGAGCCGGGAGCCGGCCGUGCUCCCCCGCCCGCCGCGCGCCAGGGCGGAGUUUCCUCCUCGGCUCAUUGUUCUCCGCCCAGCGCCGCCCCGCCCGCGCGCUCCUGGGGAAGGGGAGGGGAGGGGGCGGGGGCCGGCGCGGACGGGACCGGAGUCGCCGCAGCCGCCGGCCGGGCCGCAGCCGCGCAGACACCGCCCGGGACGCAGCCGUCUGCCGCUCCUCUGCCGCCUGGCUCGGCGCCUCGGCCGGCUCUGCCGCAGCGGCCGCGAGGAGGGGCCACCGGAGCGCGACUCGGGACGCUCGGGCCACCGCCCGGCCGUCGGAGCCACCGCCAGGCCUCCCGGAGAGGCGUCCAGACGCUCCCGCCGCCCGGACCCUUGGCCAAGUCCGCAGCCACCUGCUCCGCGCCCGCGCCCAGGACACGAUGCGCUCCGCGCUGUUGCUCUCGGCGUUUUUACUGUCGCUGCUGCUCUCCGUUAAUGGAAAUGUCACAGGAACAACCGAUGGACAAAGCUCAACUGUCAAGACCACAACCCAGUCGGUAGCAACCAUAAUCGCCAGUGAUCAGACAUUGAAUUCAACCCCAGACAAACAAAGUGCAGCCCUGACAUCCACUGAGACAUCCACUGUGACUACAGCACCGGCCAGCACUGUGGUGUCAACCUCAGCCCAGCAAAGCCCAACUGCCUCGGCCACUGAAACCACUCCCGUCACUACCGGAGCUCCUGCAGCCACAUCAACCACAGUCUCAACAAGUCCUGAAAGCACGAGCAGCCGGAAUGCAAUGAAUGAUUCACCCACAUCCAGAAUCCCAACUACCCACAGUGUGGCCACAGACAGCGUGGCUGCUAAGGAAGGCAGUCAGAAAAUCGCCACAUCUCCACAUCCGAAUAUCAUCCCAAGCAUCUCUCCUGUUCUGUCCUCUUCGACCAACCUCUCAAGCACUCAGCAGCCUAGCCCCGGCCCUGUGACUUUGGCCCCUGGGACUUCAGAGCCCACAGGGAGUUUCCCUGAGGGAUCAGACAAAAUGACUGUAACUACAAGUUUAGGCAGGAUGACAAGUCCCACGUUCACAGCUCAGGUGACCACACUGAAAACACAGGUCGCCGUUGAAGGAACUCAACACGCCUCCAGUGAGACGCCGGCUGCCACUGUCGCCACGGGAGUUCAGCAGCCUACGGGCUCUUCACAGGGACGUGGGACCACAUCUCUUGUCAGGAGAUCCACCAUCUCCAGCACCCAGUUGACGUCAAAUGCCCCCCAAAGCUCCAGCACCCCUUCUCCCACCUCAGUAAUUCCAACAAAUAUCGGGCAGAUCCAGUGCCAUCCUCCUGAAAAGCUGAAUGAGAGCAAACUCUCCCUGAACAUCUCGGGAGCCAACAGCUGUAACACAGUCGCUUCAAAUCACAGACUGGUCGAGGUGUUGUGCCAAGCAGUAAAAUCCUCCUUCAACAAAACUCAAGAUGAGUGCUAUAUAGAGAUGGCUCCUGGUUCACAUGCCCAGGAAGUGGACAUCAAACAAAUUACUAUCAUCACAAAGCUCCAACCCGCGGACAUUUAUAAGUUGCUGAAAGACGACUGGGACAAGCUAGAAGACGUGGGAGUCAGAGACAUGCAGUUUGGGGGUCAAGGACCACCAGAAGAGAUGGAGGACCGGUUCAGCAUGCCCCUGAUCAUCACUAUUGUCUGCAUGGCAUCCUUCUUGCUCCUGGUGGCGGCCCUCUAUGGCUGCUGCCACCAGCGCCUCUCCCAUAGGAAGGACCAGCAACGACUAACAGAGGAGCUACAGACGGUGGAGAAUGGUUACCAUGACAAUCCGACACUGGAAGUGAUGGAGACCUCAUCAGAGAUGCAGGAGAAGAAGGUGGCGAACCUCAAUGGGGAGCUGGGGGACAGCUGGAUUGUGCCUCUGGACAACCUGACCAAAGAUGACCCUGAAGAGGAAGACACACACCUCUAAUCGGGGCUGCCGGCCGUCUCCGACGGUGCAGAGCUCCAGCCCAACCACCUCAAGUGCCAUUUGUAAGGGGAGGAGGAAGACCCUUCCCCUUAGAGGGAAAGACUGGGGAAGAAGAGCAGACUUGGAGGGUCCCCUCAUCCCAGUCCCCACAGGCCUUAAUUUUUCCCUUUUCAAGCUGAACAAAUCACAUUCUGUGUAGAAUCCUCUUGUAGAAUAACCCACUAGUGCCUGAGUGCAGUGCUGCUGGGAGAACAGGAAAGAGCCAUAGAAGGAACUUUUCGAGACCAUCUACUAGCCUCCCUUCACAGACAAGAUGACUGAGGCCUAAAGAGGGUAAAGUCAAGGUCACACAGCCACUGGGUGACAUGUCGGAAUGAAAACAGAGACCCUUCAUUCAGUCCAGUGCCCGUUCCCACCACACCACGCUGCUGGCAUCACCCGUGCCCUCCCUCCAGAGCUACCCCGGGCAGGGGUGGAAGCUGCCCAUCAGUGGAGGGUCUGGCUUCUUGAAAGGACAGGUCCUGUUCCUGUCUCGUCUGCCGGCCUUGUCUGCCUGCCUGUGUUCCUGCCGUUUGUUCUCCCUCCCUUCAUUCAGUUUUUUCAUCCCCACUGUGUUCCAGGGCCUCUGGGACUAACGGAGGUCAUUCAUGACCCUCAGUCCCUUGUUCUGGAGUCUAGUUUCCUGGCGUCUGCUGGCACUGACAGAGCACACAAGACUCCCCCUGUGAAUAUGUCUGCCCACCAGCCAUCUACAGAUGAAGAGAGAAAGGGAAGCCCCUCUUUCCAGGAUGGGUCCCCACCUACCCCCAAGGCUCCCCAAGUGCUGCCUGGCCUCCCACUCCCACGGGGACUAAAAUCUGCAGCAGCUACUGAAAGGCAAGAUGUUUCCUGUUUCGUUGUCGUUGCUCAGCCGAUGCAGUAGAGAGGAGAUCCCAGCUCAGUCAUUCCCUCUGAGGUUCAGCGUGAAUGAGCAGCUUCAGGACAGAGCUUCCUCAGGCCCAGUCAGCAGAGAGGUGUCCAAACAGACAAUCGACUGAAACAGGAAGGACAGGCUUUACUUUUCCAUUUCAUAGGAUACUCAGGGGCUUUGCAAGUUGCUCAGAGUUUUCUCUCUUAAUCCAGCCCUCUACUGCCAAAGGCCAAAACUCAAAUCAUUGAGAUGUUUGAAGAUUCCAGUCUUCUGUGCACAGGGCAAGAAGAGACUGGAGGGGAGGUGCACUUCAAGCUGCGUAAGGAGCAGCCAGCCUGAGUAGAAUCCCAGCGACCUUUCACUGUCGGGCAUGGAGCUAGGCCGUGCCAUGUGCCCUCCUCGGUAUUCCUAGUGGGGCUGGCUGCCCGGCGCUCCUGCAGGUUCUGGUGGCAUUCUCAGGGAAGCACAGUGCCGACCGUUGCCCAGUGGAGGGGUUUGGAGGGAGCUUAGCAGGUAGCAGCUACAUAGACGGCACCUGAGGACUGAGCACAGCGAGCUUUCACCUGAUUUUCUGAGGAGAGGGAAUUCUGCGUGGAAUUUUGAACUCUGCCCACGGUCUCUCUGUUGCUAGGCAUAAUGCCCCUAGAUCCUACUAGGAAGAUGCUUUGGAGAAUGAAAUGGUCACUUGGCCUAGGCUGCGAUAGAUCUGAUAGAAUAGGCUCUCUGCUUUGGGAUAUUUUUUUUAAAGGAGAGGAUCUUAGGGGGACAAUCUGUGUCUUUCCUUGGCCAUCUAAUUCCCUCUUCAUAGUCUUUAGCCAUUUGAUACUAAAGGGAAGAGGAAGGCCAGAGGUUCAAGUAGGGCCCCCAGUGAGUUUCCCACAGGCUAGAAAGAUGCUAAGGUAACAAAGAUCCUGAAGUAUUUGCCCUGAUUCUUCCCUAUUUGGAGGCUGGCAGGAUGGAGAAUACUGGUUUGGGGGGAAAUAGAAAAUGCUGUCUCAUUGGGAAAAGAUGUUUGCUUCUUUCCUACCCAGGAUUUGGUUCUUUCUACCCAGUGGGUUUCUAUCAUGGCCACCGUGGGAGAGGCCAGCCUGGAUUACUCCUUUGCUGAUUCUGGGUCUCAUUCCACCAGCCAGGUUUAGACAGAGACAGCAAAUACAUUCUGGAAGCCAAUCAAAGGCCAUAACCCACAGGCCUCUUGGGGAGCGAGAAGGUGACUGGCAAGGACGAGAGAGUAAAAAUGAGGCUUGGUCAAGAGGAAUGACUGUGGCUCUGUCCAGAGACAGCCUUGAUAAGCUCUGGGCUGGUUCAGAGGCUCCUUCUUUGGGUGCAUCUGAACUGUAUUGUUCUAGCCUUCUGGGCAACUUGCCGUGGCUUGCUCGUGCCACUAGACACCUAUGUCAAAGACCAUAUUGCCAUGCAUCUGUAGUGGUCAUCUUCUUCCCACAUCUUUGCUGGUCUCGGAUGCUAUCUAGUUAAUUCAGAUUCUGGGGCUGAGAAGAGAGAAGAGAGAGAGAACUCAGCAUUGACUUGAAACAGUCUGUACCAGAGAGAUUAUAAACUCUUAUUUCGGUGGCACACUGGUUUCCCUAAACUUCAUAAAAGGCCAGAAACCAUGAAUCUGAUGACUGGACGAAAUCCAGGGGGAAACACACUGUCAUGUCAGUGGGGAGAGGCGCAGCAAUGCUUAUGAAGGGGGGCACAGAAUAUUCUUCUGUGUCAUAGGACAAGAUACAGGUUUAAUCUAGUCUAGAUGCAAGACUGUUCUUUCCUUUCUUGAUAAGGAAAGCUAACAGAAAGUUUAUUUAAAUCACUUCUUGAGCUUUUAUCUUUUUGACAAUAUACUGGAGAAACUUUGAAAAACCAGUUCCAGCUGAUACACAUAUAUGUAUUUUUUGAAAAUGUAAAUACAACAGCCACAUGUUAAUCCACCCUGCACUGCUUUGAGUGAAUAUACUUUGAAAAAAACCUCUGUUAAGAGAGAAGGCUUUUUUCCCUCUAAACAGGAAUGUAGAUGUCUAUUUUACUAGCUUUUGUUUUUCUUUAAUGAAAAAUGAAAUACAAGACAGGCUGAUGAUGAAGUAUUUGUCUUGGCAGACUGGGCAUUUUUAUUUUUAAAUAUGGUCCUCAUCCCCUCCCCAUGAAGUCCCAGCAUGUUACAAUAAGGGUUGUAGUCCAUAUGCACUGGUUGGGAAGAGACUCUCUAGUCAUAGAGGGGUUUUAGAACCCAGUCCAAUCUUUAUUUUUUUAACAGAAGAAGAGUCUGAAGCCCAGAAAGAUAAAGUGACCUGGCGAAACUCAUGUAUUUAGUGACAGAAAACAGGCUUAAAACCUGGAAUGGAAGACUGUCCAGUGCUCUGUGCUUCAGGGAGAAACCAACAAAUUAAGGAGAGUGAUACCAAGGACAGAUCUGCAGCAAAGCAAGCGUAGGGAGAGCAUGAAGACAAAAACAGGAACCUUACUGGUCUGUGGCUUAUUUAGAUCUAAGACUUAAAUGAACAAUUUUGUUCUGCCAGGAAUAGUUUUGAAUAGUUUCUACAUAUAGGACUAAGGAUCAAAGGGAACAGGAUGGGAAGGCAGAGGGGGCGAGAGUAAAGCAAUGGCUUUCAUCCUUGUCAUUAGCUGAUUAACUCAGGUUUGGUGAAAAUCCUACCCUGAGUCAAAGGAGGGGAUUACUAUUUGCUCCAUGUCUUUUUAAAAAAAUCAGUGAAUGUUAAAAGAGUUUGCUCAGGAGACUGGGGGAGCUGUGUCUUAGUGGACAGGGGUCUAAAGUACACUGGAAUUUACUGAGAAACUUGUUUGUAAAGAUUAUUACUUAUUGCUGUUUUCUUACAAAAGUAUAUUUUGGAAAGUUGUAUACUGUCAAUUAAACUGCUUUUGUCUAA
Molecule: messenger RNA, 5772 nt
Organism: Bubalus bubalis (water buffalo)
Lineage: Eukaryota; Metazoa; Chordata; Mammalia; Artiodactyla; Bovidae
Gene: PODXL
Product: podocalyxin like
Exons: 9
Coding region: 1-1980 (659 amino acids)
Biological process (GO): positive regulation of cell-cell adhesion mediated by integrin; cell migration; regulation of microvillus assembly
Cellular component (GO): apical plasma membrane; microvillus membrane
Source: RefSeq, a predicted model, not a curated record